AUGUCCAUCGAAGAUGUGGGAGCCAUGAAAGCCCUGAGCGCGCCCCAAAAAUUGCCAGCCUUUGACAUCAAUUAUGAGCAAGGACAGACAGAAGUCCAUGGAAAUGACUGGACAUGGCGUCCUUUCGCCCGACGGCAAAAUCGUGAGAAUAAAUUGGCCGACGUCCCUGAAUGGUACUUGAUUGCCCGAUCCGCGCGACCUCAAUUAUCUCAGCACGCUGAUGCCCUCCUUUACGAGAUACACAAGCGCGAGAGAGGUUUGCGCGAGAAGACAUCUUAUGCUCAGAGGUGGGUAGAUGUGGAGCGACAAAUAACCGACCAGAUGCGUGCAGAACUCGAUGCCUUAGUGACAUUACAGAAACACGUCAAUACUUUCACCGUCUGCGACCCUGAAGUCAUCGCCGGUCUUUUCGCCGGCCUAGAAACCGAAGAAGAACGGCUAGCGGUUGUACUGGCGUCUCAUGUCAAAUUCCCAGACACCCAGUUCCGCCAAUCGUCAGAGGAGGCAGCAGAUUGCGAAGACGACGAUGCAAAUGAUGGUGAUGAGAGCGUCAUUCUUUACGGUCCCGAGGAACUCAAGGCAGACAAGAAGCGAAGAAGGACUGAAAAAAGACGGCGUCGCGAAGAAAAUCUCAAGAAGCACAAGGAAGGUCCGGCACCUGAAGCGACGACGCAGACGAAGAAACCACAAGAUGGAGGACCUGCAAGGCAACCGAACGAGCGGCAAAGACAGACAGACCGUGAGAGAAGCAAACGAUCACAAGCACCGGAACCCGAGCCCAGUGGGCAAGCAAGUCGCUCGGCGAGCCAGAGAGAGAAUUGA
Exophiala xenobiotica is the source of this 822-nucleotide messenger RNA. RefSeq lists its product as uncharacterized. The record is from RefSeq and is a predicted model, not a curated record. The coding region runs from base 1 to 822 and encodes 273 amino acids. The transcript has 3 exons. NCBI's taxonomy places the organism in Eukaryota, Fungi, Ascomycota, Eurotiomycetes, Chaetothyriales, Herpotrichiellaceae.